AUGUCUCUUUCAACCGCCCGACACCGAUCAUCUACCUCUGCGUCUAUCCCGGCUGCGAAUUCAAAAGCAAGGCAGAUUCUUAGUGGCCUCCUCGACAACCUGCUUGAAACCAUAGGAGAGCGUUCCACCGAUGGAUAUCCUGACGCUACGGCAAUAAUCCAAUGUCUCACGCCGAUCGUACGCCACAUAGGAGCCGUUGCACCUCCUAGCUCGGUCCAGGACGACUUUAGACAGCUGCAUGGCUUCAAUGCCCUGAUCGGGGUCCUCAGGGCGUACUCGGGCUAUUACGAUCCUAUCAAAAGGACAGAGAAGGAUACAGUCCUCUUGUUCGAUCUCCUUGAUAUUACACUGCGUUGUCUCGACCUUAGUCUUCGAGACCAUGCUGGAAGUCGCAGAUACUUUAAAUACAGAGUUGAGGAUGGGGAGGACAGCGCUCAAGACUCGGAAGGCAGCAGUCAAGAUAAGGCUGCCACCGCAAAGUCUAGCCAGGAUCUGGCUUCCGUCCCCUCCCAAGUCCGAGAAAUUCUUGGCCCUACUACUAUGCUCCACAAUCCCGAGGUGCUGCGCGUGCUGGUGAGCUUCUGGCUAUGGAUGCCGAGACCUCCUGGACAAGCGCCUCAUCCCUGUUCGCUUAUAUUCCUGGAGACACUAUCGGCCACCGUCUCAGCAUCCAUCUUUAACCUGAGCGCUGUCCAUUCCACGCAGGUACCUUCACAACUGCUCCGGGCCACGUUUGGCAAAACGCCCGGACUGAGCACUUCAGAAAGACAUGUCCUCCUUAAACUCUACAAGAUGUUCAUGUAUUUCGGCGUCAAUCAACUUGAAGAUGCCCAGUUCCUUCUCAGCUCCGACUCUCCAGAGACAUCCGACUUUUCGUCCUUUGCCUCAACAAACAUUCGCCUGAGCCCCGUUCAAGCCUUUAUUGGAACUCCUCGCGAUCUCUCUACCCAACUUGGUUCAGGAUUCCAAACCUACGAAGCCUCUGCGGCACUCGGUUUGCGCAACGAGCUCUUUCAUCCAGGGAAGGAUGAUACAUCUGAUAUCAUCAAGGCUAUUCGUGAGAAGGCAUCCUCUCUUCUUUCCGAAUCCAAGAUUCUCCUUAGCAUUCUACCAACCGGUGCUCUCUAUGAUGACUGUCUCUCGAAAGAGUCACAAUUGUUCCGUGCGCUUCCGCGAGCCGCUGCGAGCAGCCUAGUGCAUCUGAUGAGGCGGCACGGCUCAACAAUCGUCGUGAAUGCUGCCGCAGUUUCACUCACGGACGCUCUUCUCGGCCCACAGGGUGUGGCCAUUCUCUCUGGGCAGCCUGUCAUCGCGGUACCAUCAUACUUGGAUGAUAAUCUGUGGCAGUUAUCUGGAUUUACGCCGCUGGCUCUCAAGCUUCUCCAGCGUGCAUCUACCCCGGAGGAAGCCGUGAGAUCGGUUGAGAUUAUCCUGCAGUGUAUACAGAAUAAUUGGAGGAACAGUGAGGCCAUGGAACGAGAUGGAGGCUAUUCCGUGAUGGGAAUGCUCCUUCGAGUCAAACUUGGCCACAGUAGCCCUGGAGGCGACAAUGGCGUGGCUCGUCUGCGAAUGACCGAUGAUGAAAGGGAAAGCCUCACUUUCCGACUGCUGAGUCUAGUCCUCGGCUUCGUUGGCUAUAAUCACGAACACCCCAUAGAAUCCUUCAUCAUCAACCCUCUCGCAUACCGCAUUCUCCUUAUUGAUUUCGAUACCUGGAGGAAAUCGGCACCUCUCACCCAAAAGCUAUACUACCAACAGUUUGUGACGUUUGCGGUUAUGAGUAAGUAUCAUGAGUUUAACAGCCGCCGGCUUAUGCGAAUGAGGAUCAUCAAGAGGUUAUUAGAUGCCAUGAAGGCCGAAACUAUUGCCGAAGCCGUCCUACCCUCAUUUCUUGAGGCGUUUGAACACCUUGUAAAAUGCAAUUUCAAUAGCGAGGUUCACCGUGCCUUGGCUCUCUUCCUAACUUAUUCCUUCCACUCGCCUUCUACCUCCCUAUCGCGAACGCCGAAGCCCUUGUCUGCCAUCUCUAGGGCAAGCACUCCCGGACUUGGGAUUAUUCGGAGGUCUACCCCCGAAGUUGCGGAGGCUAGCGCCAAAGGAUUAACAGUAACGAAUAAGUGGCUCCUGUACCUCCUAUCCGAGGAUGAUGCUGAAAUCGUCGUCCAUGGUUGCAAAGUUCUCGCUAGACUUCUUGUCAGCCACGGGCCUGGAUACACGUCAAAGUUCGCGGCGAAAACCGGCGGCUUCAUAAUCAUGGGAGACCGGCUCAAGCGGUGGUGGGACAUACCUACCCUCUGGCCAAUCUGCUUCAGCAUCCUUUUCGGCUACGACGUCGCUGAGAUCGACUUUGACCGCAACUUCAACUUCUUCAAUCUCAUCGAGAUUUUGGAAAGUCCAAGAUUGCAUAUCCGGAUAUCUUGCCCGUAA
Messenger RNA from Parascedosporium putredinis, 2427 nucleotides. Lineage: Eukaryota; Fungi; Ascomycota; Sordariomycetes; Microascales; Microascaceae. The record is from the annotation of a GenBank genome assembly.